UCAGCAGCUUGGCCCUUUAGCCGGCCUUUAUUUUAUAUAUACACUCCUAUGCCUUGUACAAAUCCAUAUACUCCAUAUAGCUAGAUCUUGGUCUAAACUGUGAUAUAUAAUGGAAGGUUCCAAUUCUGAUAAUAUGAGUGAAGAAGAAUUUUGCACAUUUGUAAGUAGACUCCCAAGAGAGAAAUGGUGGGAAACUAGUAUUGCUAUGUGGGAAGGCUACUGGUACAAAAAUGACUCCAUAAAAGCAGCCAUGGCAGGUCAAUCAGGUUUCUUGGUUCGUGAUGAUGAUGUGAUUCUUGCUUCAUCCAUGAAGACAGGUACUACUUGGCUCAAAGCUCUAAUUCCCUUCAUCAUGGCCCAUAACAGAAGUACCGUAGAUGAUAUUAAUAUUGAUCCUUUACUGACAAAUCAUCCUAACCAACUUAUGCCUUCUAUUGAACUUUCAAUAUUUAGCCCAAAGAACCUGAAUUCCAAAGUCUUUAACGUUGAUGAAAUGGAUUCACCUAAGCUCUUUAGGACUCACCUUCCUUAUUCUAAGCUCCCAGAGACUAUCAAAUCGUCUAGUUCCAGCUGCAAAUUAGUUUACAUCACUCGUGAUCCUAAAGAUGUUUUCGUGUCGUUAUGGCACUUCAUGAAUUCGAUAAACAAUACUACUAUCGAGAACUGGAGGACGAUAGAUGAAGCAUUCGGCUAUUUCUGUAGAGGCAUUCAUCCCUUUGGUCCCUUUCAUGAUCAUGUUUUGGAGUACUGGAAAGAAAGUUUGAAGAACCCUGAGAAGAUAUUAUUCUUGAGGUAUGAGUCGCUUGGACCGGAGCUGAGCAAGGACACCAUUUGGUCCACCACCUUUAUCGCCGAGACGGAACAGAGAGCAGCAAUUGCCGAACAGGGAAUCGCAAUAGCCCGGUUGCAAAACGGAGGAGAUAAAGCGACCCCGGGGAAGACAAAGAGUGUUGUUGAACCCAGAAGAGAUGAGGCACGGAUGGCCGAAAGUAAUGGGUCCGGGGCUAGCUCAUCCACCGAGGUUCUGAGAAUGCUCGAAACGUUAGCAAAGCGGGUAGACUCGACUGAAAAAAGAGUGGAAACAUACAACUCUCGGGUGGAUCAAAUCCCGGGGGCUCCGCCUAUUUUGAAAGGGCCGGAUUCUAAGAAGUACAUCCAAAGGCCUUUUCCUCCGAGUGCGGCCCAAAUUGAUCCCGAAGAGAAGGAUGAAAUCGAAUCGGUGUUCUUUGAAAAAGUUCGGAAACUACGGCAAGGGAGCAUUGACUUGGUACGAUCAUCUGCCCAGCAUUCAAUCACUUCUUUCGAAAUGCUCGCCGAUGCCUUCAUAAAAGCACACGCCGGAGCCAAGAAGGUGCAGGCUCGGAAGGCGGAUAUUUUUCGUAUUGCCCAAAGAGACGAUGAGUUACUACGUGAAUUCGUCAACCGGUUCCAAAGGGAACGAAUGGAGCUUCCCCCGGUUCCGAGGAAUGGUACCAAGCUUUCACAAAGGGGGCUCAAUGUAAACAAUGAGGAGAUGAAAAAAGAUCUAAAAGGGCAAGUGAAGAAGCUGGCUGAGUUUCUUGGUAGGCCUUUUGCUAAUGAUAAUGAAGAUCAGGAACUUCAUAAGGUCGUUGAGAGAUGCAGUUUGGAGAGGCUUAAAAAUCUUCAGGUUAACAAGAAUAUUUUUUUGCGCGGAGUUUCUCGGAGAGGGCAAAAACUGGAACCUUGGCUUGGCAUUCCCAAAAUUGCUUAUUUUCGCAAUGGUCUUGUUGGGGACUUCAAAAACACCCUUUCAGAUGAGAUGCAACAACGCCUUGAUCAGAUUACAUGCCAAAAAUUUGAAGGCACCGGCUUGGAUUUUUAAUGAGGUCUCUUCUUAUUCAGUAAUUGUUUCCAAGUUAUUUAUGUUGGUAAUAGAGGUAAAACCGUUAUUCUUUCUAAUAAAUAUUACUCCCUAUUAUU
This is a messenger RNA of Lycium ferocissimum, 1941 nucleotides long. Its product is annotated as cytosolic sulfotransferase 5-like. The transcript has 7 exons. Gene Ontology annotation, biological process: sulfation. The record is from RefSeq and is a predicted model, not a curated record. Bases 110 to 1843 code for a protein of 577 amino acids. Gene Ontology annotation, cellular component: cytoplasm. Gene Ontology annotation, molecular function: sulfotransferase activity. NCBI's taxonomy places the organism in Eukaryota, Viridiplantae, Streptophyta, Magnoliopsida, Solanales, Solanaceae.